AUGCCCAGCAAAGGCAUCACUGUAUACAGCUACAUCGGCGUUCCGGGCUACGAGGUCGGCUUUUCUGUGCCCCAGCAGGAAGUGCUCCAUGAUGUGGCCCACAACUUUACCAGCCGUCAGCUCGAGAUCGACUCGUCGCACAUUCAGGGGCUCGGUAACUUCACAGGUCGCUUCGAAUGGACCGUCUUUCGCUAUGGAGAACGGGUGGCUGGCGCACAUAACGACGUUAACAGUCUGACGGGAAAGAUCGAAGGAGGCACGAUGGUCGCGACACAGGAUUUCCACCCGAUCGUGACAGAGGACGCCAUCAUCACUUAUGGCUUCUAUGCCGCGGGUCACGGCGAGGUUGGUCUCACCGAUCGCCAUCAAUGCUAUGUGACCAUCUGCUCGAGAGAAAAUCGGGAGUGGAUGGGAAGUGUGGCUCCUCCGGGAUCCCCUGCUGCACAGCAGCCCUUCUCGCGCUUCGUGCUGGCUGCGCCACACGACAAUGGAAUGAAUGGGAUGACGGCAUGCGAGGCCAUCUUUCAGCAUCUCGAUUCGGACAUGCUGGCAGUCGUUCGCCGGCUUGUCCCUCUGCUCGAGCACGUCAAUCACGUUCCGGACCACUUUCUCAUGAAGAAGCUACCUCAUAUCGUAUACGGCCUCUCCAUCACCCAAAAGAAAACCGUCUCGACUAUGCUGGCCAUGGGCGCACGGUACUUUGAGUUUCGUCCAGCUAAGCUCCUUCCCAUGUUUCAGAAAGUGUCUGCCCUACGAGACACUUUCUACUUCCAGCAUGCGUGCAUCCCCGGUAUUGCCUUUGACGAGUUCCUCCGCGAGCAGGUCGCCUUCCUCGACGAGAACCAAACGGAGAUUGUCACAAUCCAUAUCCGAUGGGAUAACAUCGUGGCAGACUGCCAGCGGCCCACAGAAGACGAGAUCUCAGACCUGUUUAACGAGGCGUGUGCCAGGGCUGUGCGUAGCCCGCUCACAUGGGGAACACGCGAGUGCUUUGAACAACCGAUUGAGGAAUUGCGCCGCACGGGGACUCGUCUGAUUGUUGUCAUCGAAGCCGACAAGUACGAUAGCUGGACCGCUGAAGCAUACGCAACACUGAGUGCCGACCCGAUAAUCGACCGUUUUGAGUCCAUGACUACCGAGGGACAGGCAGACUCCGACUUGACCAUCCUGCAGUGCCAGGCGACCUCCCAGUCUAUCAAGGAAGUGUUUGUCUACAGCGUCUUCUCUGCAGCAGCGGCUAGCUCUUGUCUCACCUCGACCAAGGGGAUGCUUGACAUGCAAACUUUGCCUUGGAUUAGAAAGAAUGCUCUGGAUAGACUUCGGGCCGAGAAGACUAUUGUUCUCAUGAAUGACUUUAUUGAUGGGGCAACUGUCGACACGUCCAUUAUGCUUUCGCGUCAGCGCUUGUCCUUGUAA
Aspergillus luchuensis is the source of this 1416-nucleotide messenger RNA. RefSeq names its product phosphatidylinositol-specific phospholipase C domain-containing protein. The coding region runs from base 1 to 1416 and encodes 471 amino acids. The record is from RefSeq and is a predicted model, not a curated record. Lineage: Eukaryota; Fungi; Ascomycota; Eurotiomycetes; Eurotiales; Aspergillaceae. The transcript has a single exon. Gene Ontology annotation, molecular function: phosphoric diester hydrolase activity. Gene Ontology annotation, biological process: lipid metabolic process.